Molecule: messenger RNA, 6003 nt
Organism: Nematolebias whitei (Rio pearlfish)
Lineage: Eukaryota; Metazoa; Chordata; Actinopteri; Cyprinodontiformes; Rivulidae
Gene: fancm
Product: FA complementation group M
Exons: 24
Coding region: 1-6003 (2000 amino acids)
Biological process (GO): replication fork reversal; double-strand break repair via synthesis-dependent strand annealing; interstrand cross-link repair
Molecular function (GO): 3'-5' DNA helicase activity; nuclease activity; four-way junction DNA binding
Source: RefSeq, a predicted model, not a curated record
AUGAGUGGUGGUUCAAAUCAGAGAACUUUGUUCCAGACUUGGGGUGCCUGCACUUCCCAGAACAAACCAGUUCAACCAGUAAGAGGAGGUAAAAGGGCCGCUGAAGCUCGCGGGACUGCUUCAAGCAGCAACAGAACUCUAGCUCCAACACAUCCUCCUAGAAUUUCUCCAUGGGCAGUAAUCGGUCAGGAAUCCUUACAUGCAUCAGAGAAACAAGCGAGGUCAGAGGCGGACAUACUUGCUGAUGAAGAAGACGAUGAUGACUUGAUGGUAGUAGCUGUCUAUGAAGCUGAGAAAAACCUUCAGCUUGAAAAUCCCAGCUGUUUUCAAGAUCAUUCAGCAUCUACAAACCCAGCUCUUUCUCCCACCCCAUCACGUGGGCGGAUAUAUCCAGACUUUCCAGGCUUUGAUAGCUCCUCAGCUAAUGUUUGGAUCUAUCCCACCAACUACCCCAUCAGAGAGUACCAGCUGAAGAUGUCAGAGGUUGCCUUGUUUCAGAACACACUUGUGUGUCUUCCUACUGGUCUGGGGAAAACUUUCAUAGCCUCUGUGGUUAUGUACAACUUUUACCGCUGGUAUCCAUCAGGAAAGAUUGUGUUCAUGGCUCCCACAAAACCUCUAGUGGCCCAGCAGAUUGAGGCCUGUUAUAAAGUGAUGGGGAUCCCUCAGGUACACAUGGCUGAGCUGACAGGCAGCACAGCAGCAAAGCAGAGACAAGAGUUGUGGAUGUCCAAGCGGGUCUUCUUCCUCACCCCUCAGGUCCUGGUGAACGAUCUGUCCAGAGACACGUGUCCAGCCAAGCAGGUGAAGUGCGUGGUGAUCGAUGAAGCUCAUAAGGCGUUGGGCAACCACGCCUACUGCCAGGUGAUCAGACUUCUCAGCAGCCAGACCCUGCAGUUCCGUAUCCUGGCUCUUAGUGCUACUCCCGGAGGAGAUGCAAAGUCCGUGCAGUCCGUGAUCUCCAAUUUGCUCAUUUCUCACGUUGAGCUGCGUUCAGAGGAGAGUGCAGACAUUCAGGCUCACUCCCACCAGCGAACUGUGGAGAAAGCGGUGGUUCCUCCGGGUGAGACCCUCUCAGCGUACCAGGCGCGCUACCUGCAGGUACUGGAGAAGUUUAUGUCUCGUCUUGUUCAGAACCAGGUGAUGGCCCACAAGGACUUGCGGACUCUCAGCAAAUACCAGCUCAUUCUGACCAGGGAUCAGUUCCGCAGGAACCCGCCUCCGCACAUCAAGGGUCCUAAGCAGGGAGUGCUGGAGGGCGACUUUGCCCUCUGCAUCAGCCUGUACCACGGCUACGAGCUGCUGAUGCAGACAGGCCUCAGAUCGCUUUUCUUUUACGUCCAGGGAAUCAUGGACGGAUCCAGAGAGAUGUCCAGAGCCAAGAAUGAGCUCCAGAGGACGCCCAUAUUUCUGGACAUGUACCAUGAGAUGGAAGCAAUGUUUGUGAAGCCAGCUGCUGGUCCAGAUGAGCCGUUCGUUUAUAGUCACCCCAAACUAGAGAAACUGGAGGAGGUGGUGCUGCAGCACUUUAAAGUGUGGGCCGAGCGCUCGGCAAGCACAAACGGCUCGGAGGGAGUAAGCACGCGUGUGAUGAUCUUUUCGUCUUUUCGCGAGAGCGUCCAGGAGAUCGCAGCCAUGUUAAACCGCCACGCUCCGCUGAUCAGAGUCAUGACGUUCAUGGGCCAGGCUUCGUCUGGAAAGGGGGUCAAAGGCUUCACCCAAAAGGAACAACUGGAGGUGGUGCACAGGUUUCGACAGGGCGGUUUCAACACGCUGGUGUCAACCUGUGUGGGGGAAGAGGGGCUGGAUAUUGGAGAGGUAGACCUCAUCGUCUGUUUUGAUGUUCAGAAGAAUCCCAUCCGCCUCGUGCAGAGGAUGGGACGGACUGGUCGCAAGCGGCAGGGCCGCAUUGUGGUCAUCCUCGCUGAGGGACGGGAGGAGAGGACCUAUAAUCAGAGCCAGAGCAACAAGCGCAGUGUAUACAAGUCCAUUACUGGCAACAAAAGUGGGUUUCACAUGUUCCCCAAUAGUCCCCGCAUGCUGCCUGAGGGGGUGAACCCCAAACUUCACAAGAUGUUCAUCACCUGUGGCCAGUUUGACCCCAAAGAGAACAGUAGGAGGUCUGUCAGGGGUCGGAGAUCCCACACAGAGGGAAGGACAUCACUCAUCCAUCCUCAAAACCUGUUUCAACAAGGCAACCCAACAUCUGAUGGCUUUCUGAGCAGCGCAGAAUAUUCUCUGUGGGCAUCCACCAUGAAGCUGGAUGAACAGGAAACUCAUCCAACCCUGAGGCCAUCCCGCUUCCUGUCUAUACCCAGUGACCCUGAGCAUCAGGAAGAUGUUUCCAAAGUCAGACCAUCGUCCAGAGAACUGUCUUUGUGGGAAUGGAGACACUGGCAGCACAAAGCCCUUCCUUUCAAUGUUGUGGAUCAUUCCCGUCGCUGCAACCACUUCAUCGAGGUGAUGGAGCUCAUAGAUGGCAUGAGAGAAGAAACUGAGGGAGAAUGUCGUUACGAACAGGAGCUUCUUCCUUACCUUCGUAAAGAAGAGGCUGAGAAGAACAGACAAAAGAAACUGAAAGCCACAAAGCUCUGCACUAAAACCACUAACAGAAAACCCAAACCAUCUUCCACGUCCUGGUCGGAACUGGAAUGUAUUGAUAAGAAAAUGGAGAGGGAACAUGUGAAGGUAGCAGAGCUGGUUUCCUCACUGGCUAUACCAAAACAAAGACUUCCUGUUGAGAAGGACCCUGAGGUCUGUUGUGUUGAGGAUUACUUAGAACCCAGAGACUCUGCCAUCACUAACGUCACCAAAGCAGAUCAUACACUCACAGAACUUGCAAAUCUGAACGAUAUUUCACACGUGAACGAUAAAAAUGAGGAUUUGGAGCUUCAGGCGAUGUUCUACCUUCCUAAAUGGAACUCAGGACCAGAGUUCCUCUCCGACAAACCAAGAAAAGAUUUGAAUCUGGAGACCAUCCUCACCAACGUGGCUGAACUUCUGUCUCGAUCGCCACCUUUGCUGGCUGACAUUUUCGAAGAGCACAAAGCGGUGCCGUUGGUUCCACCGUCUCCUCAACCGCCUCAUCAACCGCCUCAUCAACCAUUCCAUGUCAGUUUUAGUCUGGAUGUAGACGACGAUGACGAGGUCGUUGCUGACGAGGUCGUUGCUGACGAUGUGCCCCUCGGUGCAGAUUUAGAUGAACCUUCUGGAAGUAAAGAUGAGCUCCUUGUCCACAGUCCCACCUGGGAUGAGGUUUUUGAGGCUGAAGACGUCAUUCAUGACGCCAACACGGAAUUCGAACGGCAAAGUGACUCUAAGGAGGAACAUGUAACCCAAAGUCAAAAUGACGGUAUGGUCAAAAAGAGCGAUGACUGGGAUGACACGAGGGGUGAGUUAACGUCACGCAUGAUGGAUAGUGGUGUGAAGGACAAGGCAGCCAUUACUGGACACUUCCUGUUGGAUGAGAGCAUGGAUCUGUUUGAGGACGAUGAAGCCUUCCUGCAAAUGACAAUUCCCGACAUUCCCACUCCUGAAGAGGACGUCACACCCAGUACGUCCCUCAACACUGAGAACACCACUGCACCUUUAUAUACCUCACCAAAACCAUCCCAGCUCCCUGAUGGCACACACAGAACACACACUUUAAGUACAAGCCUUAAAACAAAACGCACACAAAGUGAACGUGUCACAGAUGAUCCUAAGAAAGUUGCUCCUCGGUUAAAUUCUUCAAUCCAGGGAAACCCAGAGGCAAAAGACGGCUCCCACGUGUUCCCUGUUAAUUUUGACCUGGGUUAUUCACUGGAGGACUCCGAGGACGAGGCAGUGGAGGAUGUUUUACCUUUGUCUUCAUCACCUACGAAGCAGAAUCCUUCUGCUGUGUGUCUGCCACCUGUUUCUAAAUCUACUCCUAGUAGCAGCUUCACCAGACAGUUCAACCAGCCCAAGGUUUCCUCUUCACAUAUGCCAACAGAGUGUAGGACGUCUAAACGUGAGGCGCUCCCAUCUCCGAUCACUCCAGCAGGAGCCAGGAGGAAACUCGUGCCUGGUUUUGCCGGGCUGGCGUCCUUUAGCUUAAAACAGUCAGAAGGCAGCGUCACUACGAGUAGAGCAGAAGACGACCCUCGACAGGAAUCUGUUCAUGGGAUCAACUCACCUCAUCCAGCGGAGCACUGCAGUGAUAGUGAAGAAGAAAUUCUGUUUCGCAACAGGAGGCAUCACAACAAGGUCAACCCGUUGGCGUCCCCGGAAUUGAUGGCGAGUGACGUGGACUCCCCAGUGGUUGUGAAAAAGAAACGUGCUUUUGCACGCAACACGUUGGAUGAGACUCAGGACGAAGCUGUCUCUGAUGAUGAUUUCCGGAAUGACUCCAUGUUCACGUGCAGAACUUCAGUUCCAGGAGUUAAAAGGAAAGAAAUGCAACAAGUUAGAGACAAGAACAUAAAACGUCACAAAGUGCGUCAGUUCCUGGAUGAGGAGGCAGAACUGUCAGAAGAUGAGGAGGGGGCUGAUGUUUCAUCUGAUGAAGAAGACGACAAAGACCUGGAUCGGUCUCUUGAGGGCUUCGUAGUGGACAACGCCCACCUCUCCCAGGAACUGAAUGACUCAGAGAUGCAUGGGGUUUACUUGAAGUCGGUGAGAAGCCCUGCAGUUCAGGGCAAAUUCAAAAUGUCCUACAGAAACCAGCACAACAUGGACAUUUUUUCUCAGGUGCCAGAGAUGGAUGAGACAUAUACAGAGGACAGCUUUGUGGUUGGCAGCGAUGAAGAAGAGCUAGUCAGCAACGAGGAAGAGGCCGAGGAUGUAGAGCUCAUGCCCGAGGCCUCGUUUGUGGACGGAAGGAGGCAGUACGCAACCAGACGGCGAGUUUUUCUGCACAAAGCCCGAGCUAGAGCUGGGUCUGAGACCAGAGCUGAUUCUCUGUCCGAGCAGAGAGCUGCAGCCAAAACCAAACGCUCCCGAGUCAUACGCAUUAACGAUUCCAGUGAGGAGGAGGAAGAUGAGGGGAGUAAAAAGAUGAAUAUCAGCACUGGAGGCAACAAGAGGCAACAAGAGCCCACUGAAGAGAAAUCUACGUCCUCAUUUUCCACCUUAGCUUCCAGAGUGUCAUUGUUGAGUAAAGCACAAAGAAGCUCAACGAGUGAAGAGCUGAAAUAUGAGAGGUGUCAACAGAAGUUAGAGAACCAGCACCUUCUGUCGGAUGAGCUUGACUUUGUCGAGUCAGAGUCUUCCUCAAAGAAAGAACUCCAGGAGCUCCCCACUACCUCUUCAGUACGAGACGUAUCGGUGAAAGAGUCGCCCUGUCCGCCCGGGUCUGCCUGCAUUCUGGUGGACAGCCGCUGCAUCAGCAGCGGCGUGGAGCUGAUGGCUAGCCUGCGUCAGCGACACGCCGCAACCGUCCACGUCUGCUCCCUGGACAGCAGCUACUUCAUCGUCAGCAACCGCAUGGCUGUGGAGAGGCGCAGCCGGUCGGACUUAGCCACGGUUCAGAACCGCAAGCGACUGGUCGUAAGAAUGAGCAGCCUGCUCGGCUUGUUCGAACGCGUCUGUUUGAUAGUGGAGAAAGAUCGAACCAAACCAGGUGAGCCCUCACGUCCAUUUCUGCACACACGUUACUACGACGGCACGCUAGCGGCGCUGGUGCGCGCAGGGAUCCGCUUGCUGUGGAGCGACGGUGCAGAGGAGAGCGCCGGCCUGCUGACCGAACUGGCGACGCUGGAGCACCGUAAAGGUCAGGGUGUCUCGGUGCCGCUGGAGGUCAAAGGGCAGCACCGGCAGCAGGCCCUGCAGCUGUACCUGAGCCUGCCUUCGCUCAGCUACGUCCACGCUCUCAACCUGAGCCACAACUUCACGUCCAUCGCCCAGCUAAUGAACAGCUCGAUUGAGGCCGUACAGAAAGGAGGCUGCAUGAGUCGACCCAGAGCUGAGGAGGUCUACCGCUUCCUGCGCUACUUCUGCGACUCGGUCCUCAUAAAUACAUCCAAAGCAGGAACAACCACCUAG